CGCGCGCGGAGGGUCCCGCCUGCUGCUUAAACAAGAUGGCUGUACGCGCAGGAGGAGCAGGAGCAGCAGCAGCAGCAGCACUGGAGGAGGAGGAUAACUGAGGCUAUGCAGAGGAGGAAGGACAGGGGGAGACGAGGGUUUGUUUCACUCCUGUGCGCCUGGUCCUGCAGUCAGAGUAGCGGCUUCACAGAGGAACGGACGCCGUGACACGAUGCUGCUUUGUGACCGUUACCUGUCAGGGUGACGGCUGCUUCACUUGCGUGUCUUUAUUGUUAUUAGCUUUUCUUUUAAACUCAGCACCAAACAGACAGAGCAAACAAAUCACGGAGCACUCGGCAGCAGAGGACAACCGGGGACGCUUACUACAUCACGCCGCUGACAGAGAUGUCCCUGCUGUGCGUGGGAGUGAAGAAAGCCAAACUGGAUGGACCCCAAGAUAAGUUCAACACUUAUGUGACUCUGAAGGUGCAAAAUGUGAAGAGCACAACCAUUGCUGUCAGGGGCAACUUGCCCAGCUGGGAGCAAGACUUCAUGUUUGAGAUCAACCGCCUUGACCUGGGUCUGACGGUCGAGGUGUGGAACAAAGGGUUAAUUUGGGACACCAUGGUUGGCACUGUGUGGAUUCCCCUGCAGAGCAUCCGGCAGUCAAACGAGGAGGGUCCAGGGGAGUGGCUCACACUCGACUCUCAGGUCAUUAUGUCUGAUAAUGAGAUCUGUGGCACCAAAGAUCCCACUCUGCACCUGGUGCUGCUUGACACACGCUUUGAACUGCCUCUUGAUAUCCCAGAGGAUGAAGCACGGUACUGGGCCAAAAAACUGGAGCAGCUCAACGCUAUGAGGGACCAAGAUUAUUCAUACCAGGAAGAACAGGAACGCCCUCUCCGUGCACCAGGCACCCAGUGCUGUAAUUGGAACCUAUGGGGAGACCAACAAAGUAAGAGCACAUGCAGUACAUUAUGUGCAUACAAUGAGGAUCCAGACAGUGCAGUGGAUGACAGGGACAGCGACUAUCGCAGUGAAACCAGUAACAGCAUCCCUCCUCCCUACUACAGCACAUCUCAGCCCAAUGCCUCUGUCCACCAAUAUCCCAUCAGCCACCAGCACCGCACCUCCAGAAGCUUUUCUUACCCAUGCACGACCAAUAGCCACGACCUGGACUACCACAAUCAGAGGGCUGUUAGCCCCACGGGGAGCUAUGCGUCAUCUGCAGAGCUGAGUCGGUGCAGCAGUCAGCUGAGUGUGGAGGAUUAUGGAGGUGAGUACAUCGAGAGGGAUCCGUAUGAUGAGAACGACUCCUACCACUCCUGCCAUUCCUCAGUCAGCUACAGCAAAGGCUCUCCAGACUGGGACCCUGAUGAGACCCAGGGAGCAUACAGUGAUGAGGGUGGUUACAGCAAAGAUGGUGGCGAGGAGGUGGCUCUGUACGAGGAGGAUGAUGGCGGAUUGUAUGAGGGAGAAGAGGAUGGGCUCUACGAGGAAGAAGAGAUGAUGUAUGAAGAUGAGGAUUUGUACAAUUUGGAUGGGACCCUCAGCGAGGACAUGGAGCCUCCAUUCACUCCCACACCAACAUCAACUGCCCCUCCAACUCUUGAUGUACCAAGCUCCAGACCUCCUCUAGAGAAACAGACGUCCUUGCACCAGCAGCAGCCAUCUUCUCAACUGUCUAACCAAACACCUAAUCAGGCUCAUCCUCCUGGCAUGGCCCCAGCAGCACAGCCCCCCUCUAGUCAAACAACAACCCAAACACCUAAGCAGCCCCAAACACAACCUCAGCCACAGCCAGCUCCAUCUGCUACUUCCUUCUUCUCAAUGGCCAAACCUCUAACAGCUGCAGUCACAGGCCUGGCCUCUACUUUCCUGUCUUCAGCCACCCAACCUGCCCAACCUCCCCCGCAGCCCUCAGCCUUAUCCCAACAGCACCAUUCUGCAGCAGCCAGCUCUGUCCCUCCAUCUCACCCAGCUACCAUGGCUAACUCAUCCACUCAGCCUCCCUCCACCACCGUCGGCCCGUCCUCACAACAGAUCCCAUCAUCUGUACAGCCCCAUUCCCAAACGAACGACCCUGCCACCACACAGUCAGCUGCCCCCGAGGACCAGGUUCCCCAACUUGAAGAAGAACAGUGGCUAGAAGAGGAAAUGAUGUUGGAGAGAGAGGACAGGACCCCUCCAGCCCAGUCGGAGGAGAAGUUCCCGAUGGAGGAAAAGGAGCAACAAUUUGAAGAGAACAUACCGCAGACACCCACAGAGUUACAAGAGAUUCCACCAGAGAGCCCUCCAAUUAUAGAGGAGCCCAAAGAGCCAGUCGAUCCAGCAGUCCGCGCCAAAGAAAACUGGCUGAGGUUGUACAACAAGGUUUUAGAGCAGCUUCGGGAGGCUCGAGGAGAGACCUCCAACUCGCUGUGGUUUGGUAAAGGAGGAAUGGGUGGUGCACUCUACAGUAUUGACAGCAUGCCUGACCUUCGUAAAAGGAAAGCUAUUCCACUUGUGAGAGAUCUGGCCAUGUCGCUAGUGCAGAAUUCUCGGAAAGCUGGAAUCACAUCAGCCAUGGCUUCCACCACUCUUGGCAAUGAAGAGCUGAAGAGCCAUGUUUAUAAAAAGACCCUGCAGGCUCUGAUCUACCCCAUCUCCUCCACCACGCCACACAACUUUGAGGUGUGGACAGCCACCACCCCCACCUACUGCUAUGAAUGUGAGGGGCUGCUUUGGGGUAUCGCCCGCCAAGGCAUGCGCUGCUCUGAGUGUGGCGUCAAAUGUCACGAAAAGUGUCAGGAUCUACUCAACGCCGACUGUCUGCAGAGAGCUGCAGAGAAGAGCUCCAAACACGGGGCGGAGGACCGAACCCAGAACAUCAUCAUGGUCUUGAAGGACCGCAUGAAGAUCAGAGAGAGGAACAAACCAGAGAUCUUUGAGCUGAUACAAGAAGUGUUUGCCCUCGAUAAAUCAACACACGCCACGCACAUGAAACAGAUCAAGCAGAGUGUGCUUGACGGUACCUCAAAAUGGUCUGCGAAGAUCAGCAUCACGGUGGUUUGUGCUCAGGGUCUGCAGGCUAAAGACAAAACAGGCUCCAGUGACCCUUAUGUCACUGUUCAAGUCGGGAAGACCAAGAAGAGAACCAAGACCAUCUAUGGCAACCUCAACCCUGUCUGGGAGGAAAACUUCCACUUCGAAUGCCACAACUCAUCUGACCGCAUCAAGGUCCGUGUCUGGGACGAGGACGAUGACAUCAAGUCCCGCGUGAAACAGAGGUUUAAGCGUGAGAGCGACGACUUCCUGGGUCAAACAAUCAUCGAAGUCCGCACUCUGAGCGGGGAGAUGGACGUCUGGUACAACCUGGACAAGAGAACAGAUAAGUCUGCUGUGUCGGGAGCCAUUCGGAUGCACAUCAGUGUGGAGAUCAAAGGAGAGGAGACGGUAGCACCAUACCAUGUCCAGUACACCUGUCUACACGAGCAUCUGUUCCAGUACACUACUGAGGAGCAGAAUGGAGGUGUAGUAAAAAUCCCGGAUGCCAAAGGGGACGAUGCCUGGAAGGUGUACUUUGAGGAGACAGCUCAAGAGAUAGUGGACGAGUUCGCCAUGAGAUAUGGAGUCGAGUCCAUCUACCAGGCCAUGACCCACUUUGCCUGCUUGUCAUCCAAGUAUAUGUGCCCAGGAGUCCCAGCGGUGAUGAGCACACUGCUGGCCAACAUCAACGCUUACUACGCCCACACCACCCAGUCCUCCAACAACGUUUCUGCCUCAGACAGAUUUGCUGCGUCAAACUUUGGCAAGGAGAGGUUUGUCAAACUGCUGGAUCAGCUGCACAACUCCCUGAGGAUUGACCUGUCCAUGUACCGGAAUAACUUCCCUGCCAGCAGUCCUGAAAGACUACAGGAUCUUAAGUCCACUGUUGAUCUCUUGACCAGCAUCACAUUCUUCAGGAUGAAGGUCCAGGAGCUGCAGAGUCCCCCGAGGGCAAGUCAAGUGGUGAAAGAUUGCGUGAAAGCCUGUCUCAACUCCACCUAUGAGUACAUUUUCAACAACUGCCAUGACCUCUACAAUAGGGAAUAUCAGACAGAUCCUUCAAAGGCAGUUCCUCCAGAUGAGCAGGGUCCCAGCAUCAAGAACUUAGACUUCUGGUCCAAACUUAUCACCCUCAUCGUCUCCAUCAUAGAGGAGGACAAAAACUCCUACACUCCUUGCCUUAAUCAGUUUCCUCAGGAACUGAAUGUGGGCAAGAUCAGCGCUGAGGUCAUGUGGAAUAUGUUUGCACAAGAUAUGAAAUAUGCCAUGGAGGAGCAUGAGAAGAAUCGCUUGUGUAAAAGUGCAGAUUAUAUGAACUUGCACUUCAAGGUAAAGUGGCUGUAUAAUGAGUACUGCAAGGAGCUGCCCACUUUCCAGAAGCACGUCCCUGAAUAUCCAGCCUGGUUCGAACCAUUUGUCAUUAUGUGGUUGGACGAAAAUGAGGAAGUGUCCAGAGAUUUUCUCCAUGGAGCCCUGGAGAGGGACAAAAAAGAUGGGUUCCAAGUCACAUCUGAGCAUGCUUUGUUCUCCUGCUCAGUGGUGGACGUGUUCUCUCAGCUUAAUCAAAGCUUUGAAAUCAUCCGUAAACUGGAGUGUCCCGAUCCACAGAUUGUUGGGAACUACAUGAAGAGAUUCGCCAAGACUAUCGGCAAUGUCUUGUUGUCUUACGCUGACAUCAUAGCAAAAGACUUUCCAAAUCAUGUCAAGAAGGAGAAAGUGCCAUGUAUCAUCAUCAAUAACAUCCAGCAGCUCAGAGUUCAGCUGGAGAAGAUGUUUGAGGCCAUGGGAGGCAAAGACGUAAGUUUCCAUUUACACCGUUACUGUUUUUUUCAGAUCUUUCUCUUAUGGCAUGACGCAUGUAUUAAUCCCAUCCUCCUCCAGCUCAAUCUGGAGGCGAGUGACUUCUUGAAGGAGCUGCAGAACAAACUCAACAGUGUCAUGGAUGACCUGAGUCGCAUCUUUGCAGUCAGUUUCCAGCCACAGAUUGAGGACAACGUGAGGCAGAUGGGAGAUAUCUUAGCCCAGGUCAAAGGUCAGACUGUACCAGCCAAUGGCAGUGUGGUUCAGGAGGCGGACAACGUCUUACAACCCAUCAUGGACUUCCUGGACAGCAAUCUGUCGCUGUUUGCAAAGAUCUGUGAGAAGACCGUCCUGAAGAGAGUGCUGAAGGAGUUGUGGAAACUAGUGAUGAACACAAUGGAAAAAACGAUUGUUCUUCCAACACUUACCGACCAGACGGGCACUCAGAUGAUCUUCAAUGCUGCUAAGGAACUGGGGCAGCUUUCUAAGCUCAAGGAGCACAUGGGGCGAGAGGAGGCCAAAGCUCUGACUCCUAAACAGUGUGCAGUCAUAGAGCUGGCGCUGGACACUAUUAAGCAAUACUUCCAUGCUGGUGGUGUGGGCCUGAAGAAAACCUUCUUGGAAAAGAGUCCAGACCUGCAGUCUCUGCGCUACGCCUUGUCUCUGUACACGCAGGCCACCGACAAACUGAUCAGGAAGUUUGUCCUCUCACAGAACGCACAGGUGCAUGGAGGGAAAGGCGUCCGGUACUCGGCGAACGAAGACACGCCGCCAGAGAAAGCGUCUGGAGUGGAUGCAGUUGGCGAAGUGGUCAUGUGUGUGGAUAUCUUACCCCAGCCUAACGGAGAACACAAAAUCAGUGUCAAAGUGGUGGCUGCAAAUGACCUGAAGUGGAAGGCUCAGGGCUUCAGGCCUUUUGUGGAAGUCUACAUCAUUGGCCCUCACCUCAGCGACAAGAAGAGGAAAUUUGCCACCAAGUCCAAGAACAACACCUGGUCUCCCAAGUUCAACGAGAUCUUCCAGUACUCGCUGGGCACAGAGGUGGGUCCAGAGAGCUACGAGCUGCAGGUGUGCGUGAAGGACUACUGCUUCGCCAGAGAGGAUCGCACUGUGGGGGUGGCCCUGCUGCAGGUGAAGGACAUUGCCAGCAAGGGCAGCGUCACCUGCUGGCUGCCGCUGGGCAGGCGCACCCACAUGGACGAGACCGGUCUGACAGUGCUGCGCAUCCUCUCCCAGCGCAACAACGACGACGUGGCAAAGGAGUUCGUGAAGCUUAAGUCAGACCAGCGCUCAGCUGAGGAGGGCCGCAGCUGAGCGAGGACACACGAACCCCAGAGACUGACUCACAUAGUGUUAUGCACACAUAUAAGUUCCACAUAGAUGAUAAGCAACCAUGUGCAAUACAUAAGCACACACACGUGUACAAAUAUCUGCAUACAUUAUGCAACAUUGACAUUGCAAAGACAUCGGUGCAAACUAUGUGUUUGUAAAAAGAUGACAUUUCAUUUUGAAUAAUUCAGCAGCUCAAUACAAAUUUGGUCAGCUGAAGGUUUUAGCCUUGCAUUUAGCAAGCCCUUGUCAGUCCACCGCUCACUCUCUCCUUUAACACCGCACCUUUUAUAUGGUAUAUGGAUAAAACUACAACGCCACAACUGCAUCCAUGUGAAUAGUUUGACAAAGACCACUUUGCACUUUUGCUUCUCUGUAUCUUCAGGAGAGUGGCUCUCGCCCAAGCUACGCUCUGUCCUCCUGCUUGCCUGUUUGUGUUGUCCUUCUAGUCUAUCGUUCUCCUCUCCUCUCCUUUUCUCCCACAGUGUUGCAUACGGUGGAAAUCAGAUCCAAGAUCAGCUUUCUUCACGCCCAAAAACCCCAAACAAAAAAGAAAAGAUAAACUGAUCUUAGAUCAGUGUCCAGAGGACACACCUCUGCCUCUCUGUCCUGUGACUGUGUACGUGAAUGCUGCAUGUUAACUCCAGGAAUAUUGUGAUUCACUCUGCUGUCGCCAUGGCAACCACUCACCAUCCACAGAAAAGAUGGGUGCACAUAUCCCUGUUUUUUAUAAAUCAGAUUUGAAAAACCUUCAUGUUCCUGGAGAAACAAAGCUCAGUCUCACAUGAUGUGACGGCGAAGGCAAAAGCUGUGGCUACAAUGUGCAGUUUUAUUGUGUUGUUGUUUCUUUUUUGUUGUUUUUUUAAACUUCUCUUGCUUCACUUCAUGACAAAAACGGAGCAAUACCCCAGUGUCGAACACAUCCACACCCCUUGAGUGCACAUUAACUCCAAAAAAGGGCUACAGGAUCAGUGGACUGGGAUGUCACUUUUGUGCAGAGUUUCCGUUUCCCCCACCUGCUCUGCCACAGACACAGUGAGUCUGUCAUUAGUGAUGCAUGGAGGGAAAAACUCCACACGAAGCCUAAAAGGACACACUAAGUGGGUCGCUCUCCUCCUGACCGCCUGCACACGCAUCUAAACCCAUCUCUUCAAGGCAAUAGCUGUGCGUUCAACUGAACCACACGUUUGUUUCUUUGUUCGUUUUUGAAGGACGAACCCUCUGUGAACACUGCUGUGUGUGAGGGUGUGUGUGUGCGUGUGUGUGUGUGUGUGCUGUCAAACCUGCAAAAUGGGCUCUAAAGUUUAUGAGCAAUAUAUUGUACCUACAUACCCCAAAUGUAUGCGCCGUCAGUGAAACUACAGGAGCACCAACUGCAAUAUCCAGAUCCAGAAGGAAUGGGGAACUUAAGAUAUUUUAUUUAUGGACUCAUAAAAAUCCCCAUUCCUCUUUGGAGCGUGUUCACUUUUUCUCACAUAUUUUUGGACAAGAGAGAAGGAACAUGUCGAUUAUUACUAUUUGCCUUUAGUCGGACCAAAUUUGCACGAACAUUUGUUUGUUUUGUUUCAAAGAGAGAAGCCAUCACAGUCACCGCCAAGCAUCUAUGGUGUUCAAGUAUUAGUCUCGUCCAUGUGCUUUGAUGAACCACUUUAUCUCUAUCACUGCAAAAAGGUUCGCAAACGCUCACAGUCGUAGUCUGGCUCGUCUCGGUGUGGAAACUUCAGAUGCCGCGGGGGGCGUCUGGACCUGCCGCAGCGUGGAGCCACGUCAGACGUCACUGCUGGCCUGUCACAUGUUGUCUUUACUGUACACUGUUGAAUGCUACCAAAUACAAAUCCUCGGAAUGUUACUGAUCCUCAGCAGAGCCUUCUUUCUACCAUCAGAAGGAUGUUUAACCCAAAACGCCAACUCAUGCCUUUUGAUUUAAGCCUCCAAAUUUCAUUUUUAACCAAUGGAUCAUGUGUUCAUGCUUGAUUUACUGUGUGUGUGUGUGUGUGUUACCUUUUUGGCUGGGGGUGAACUUGCCUUUCACAGGCCGCCUCUCUCCUCCAUCCACACACUGCAGUUCCAUUGUUGUCAUGUGUCGUCUAGAAGUGAUCCCAUGCAGCAUUUAAGAUGAAACUUGUAGCUUAAAACUGCAAGAGAAAUAAAGGUUAACACAACUAAUUGUCCAGUUCAGGGCUUAUUGGUUGCCUGCUUUGUUUAUUUACACACAUUAACACACGUACAAGUACACAUACACAUACACACACACACAAAGACUUCUGCUCAAGCACAAAAGGGCACAUGUAAGAUGACACACAUGCAUGCAUGCACGCCAACACAACUCUGUGGAGACCAAUGAUGCCCACUCUGUGAAUAAUCGACUUACAAUUGCAUGAUGGGAAACUUGUGCCAGCACGUGUCUCUUUGAUCUUUUUUUUGUCUUUAAUUUCUGGAGCUACUUGUACGUAACGAUGAGUCAUCAAUGUUUGUGUUUCUUUUGUGUGUGUGUGUGUGUUUUUCAACAAACAAAAAAAGAGAAAAAAGUUUGUGAAUACGUUUCCUGUAACCAAUACGAAUGUAGUGUGACCACAGAACUCGCAUGAGACAAUUAAUUUUCUACCGAGGAUGUUUCUAAUUUGUUUCUUAUCAUUACUGAUUGUUCUUUAAUGAGGAUGAAGUGGAACUGGAAUGCAGCCUGAUUGUGAUCUGCUUCCUAUUAAAAGGACAUUUAUGUCACACUGUAAA
Messenger RNA from Solea senegalensis (Senegalese sole), 8865 nucleotides. Its product is annotated as protein unc-13 homolog A-like. Gene Ontology annotation, molecular function: phospholipid binding; syntaxin-1 binding; calcium ion binding. The transcript has 41 exons. Gene Ontology annotation, biological process: synaptic transmission, glutamatergic; presynaptic dense core vesicle exocytosis; synaptic vesicle priming. NCBI's taxonomy places the organism in Eukaryota, Metazoa, Chordata, Actinopteri, Pleuronectiformes, Soleidae. Gene Ontology annotation, cellular component: plasma membrane; neuromuscular junction; terminal bouton. The record is from RefSeq and is a predicted model, not a curated record. Bases 385 to 6120 code for a protein of 1911 amino acids.